GGCCCUGCUUCCAUGCCAUGGACGGUGACGACGGCCCUGGGAGCUGCUUCCUUACCGUGCAAAGGGCCACGGCCGUGGAGUGCGCGCUGGGACCGGUGGCCUUCACCAGACCGGAGGGCGAGGAGCUGGUUGUGAUUCGCGGCACGACCUUGGACAUCUAUGCCUGCACCCAGCGGCUAGAGCAUCUCGUUGGGGGAUGCAUCAAUGAGAGCGUGAGCUGCUUGCUGGUAGCUGCAUCCAAGGGCAGCUAUGAUUUGCUGGUGCUGGUGACUGUCUCGUUGCAAAUUCUUGUGGUGCGCUAUGACAACAAUGCCAAAGUUUUGCAGUUGUUGGCCAGCGCGGACGCGGGGAACAUGGUGCUGGGUGCCACGGCUCGCCCCGCCUCCUGUGGCACGUCCAGUUGCCGACGCUUCGUGGCGGUGUACCUGUACAGCAACAUUGUGGCAAUCGCCGACCUGGCAGCCGUAGAAGCCUCCUUUGAGCAGAAUGGAGUCGUUGACCUGAAGACCAGCCAGAAGAUGUUUUAUGUGGACGUGAAGGAACAAGUCGCAUGCCUGGACUUCUUGACUUUCGUGUCAGAGGCGACGCCCCAGCUGGUGGCCCUGCACGCGCGCGAAGAUGCCUGCGGAGCUUGGGAGGAUGGUCAAAAGGUGCUUUGCGUCCACUCCGUGGACCUGCAGAAAAAGCGUGCGCAGUGCCUGGCGAAGCCAGAGCUUCCAGCUGCCCGUGGCGUGGCAAAUGUUCCUGGGAGGCAAUACCUGUGCUGCGACCUCAUCGCUGCAGUACCUCACAGCGCCGGAACAUGGGCAGCUUCAGGUGCUGUACUUGCUGUGGGUGCUGGCUACGUCCGCCUGUUCAAUGCCGAGCUCCAACAACUCAUCGCUGUGCGUGGGACGCAGGCUUGCAGCUCAAUGCUGGUGAAAGUCAACGAUGCAGGAAAUCGGUGGCUGGUCGCUGGCUCCUUGGGAGACCUCUAUUUGUUGCGAUUGGAGGGCGGGUGCCCCGUUUCUGUGACGGUGCAGUGCAUGGGUGUCUCUGUGCCUGCUUCAGCCGUGGCCACCUGGCAACAAGGAGACUAUGCCUUCAUUGGAUCUCAGGUCAGUGACUCAGAAGUGUUGCACUUCCACGCGGUUUGCGCGGAUGCUCCAGCCACGGCCAGCACGGCCGCGGGGCGUCGACGGAAGAAUUUGGAGGAUGCCUUUGAGGUGAUGGAGACCUGGACAAACCUGGGGCCUAUCACAGACUUUUGCACCAAGGAGCUUGGCUCCGGGCGCCUUGAACUCAUCAGCUGCAGUGGUGCAGGGUCCAAUCUGGGCUCCCUGCGCUUCAUCCAAGUGGGCAUUCCAUUGGAAGAUCUGGGCAGCUCAGGCGGGAGCCUUGGCAGCGUUUUGGGCCUAUGGCCCUUGGGCUGCCGCUACCUGGUGCUGAGCCGCCCCGGACGGACGGAAGUGCUGCAAAUUGAGGAGAGUGAAGUCGAGGAAUUCAGCCUGUGUCUGCGGCCUUUCAUCGAGUGCGGCCUGCGACUUUCAGAGGAGACCCUCUUUUGUUGUAGCAUUGCCGACCUCUUCAUCCAGGUCACUCGCUUCGGUGCUCUCAUGCUGGAUCCGCUACUUCGCACGCGUGGGGAGUGGAGGAUCGACCCCUUGUCCGGCAGCAUCACCGCUGCAGUGGAUGGAGAAGGCGGGCUUUUGGUCGCAUCGGCUCUGGGGGAUAUCUUUGCACUGGAUCUUCACUCCGAAGGUGGAACUCCUUGCAGUUUCGUCCAGACAUCAGCUUGGCGGCUCGCAGGUGAGCCGAGCUGCCUUUGCUCGCGGGAGCAACAUCUGGCGGCGGGACUCUGGAGCGACGAGCUGUGCAUUUGGCAUCGCCAGGACUUUGGGCUUCAGACCUUGGCUUUGCCAACGCUCCCUCGGUCAGUGGCCUUCUCCCCACAUCUCCAGCUCUUCACGGGGCUGUGCGAUGGUCGCGUGGUGCUGGCGACGAAAACAGCGGGUUCUGAGUGGCAUCUUCAACGCACGGUGGUGGUUGGGAUGGAGCCAGUGAAGCUUCUGGUUCUGCCGGCGGAAUCUGAGAUGGGACCAAAGCUGCCACAAGAAGACGCGUCUUCGGAGCGUAGCGCAGUGCAGGAGCAAGAGAUGCUCCUGGCAAUCAGUGGGAAUGGAAGCAUCUUGCAGGCUCAGUCGCAGCGUGUGGUCCAGACACCCGUGUGCCUUCCCAAUAUGUCACAUGCUGCCUUCUUUUCCCAUGGCUUGGCAGGCCUUCAUCACUGCAUGGCUUUCAUCAGUGAAGAGCGCCUCUUGCUGGCGCGGCUACGAUGUCACGAGCGAAUGCACGUGCGAAGCCUGCCAUUUCCACAGGCACCACGCAGGAUCGCGUAUCACCAGCCAACACGGAUUUGCGUGGCCGGCUGUUGCGACAUGAGCUCGUCGGUGGCCAUGCCGAGCCCAAGCAGAUCCAGGGCCCAACUGCAGUUUGUGCACUCGGAUACUGUGAGCUUGUUGGACACCAUGACCUUGGGUCACGACGAAAUGAUCUCCUCGGUGGUCACGGUCUCUUUCACUGGGGACCCCACGGUGUAUGUUGCAGUGGGCACAGCUGUGGUGCUUCAAAGCGAGCCCGAACCCACGCGGGGCCAGGUGCGUUUGCUGGCGCCAUGUCCCAGUUCUUCCAGUUCAGAGGUGGCCCUGCCACCCUUCCGCGUGGCCAAGACGUUGGAGGUCCAGGGUGCGGUCUAUGCCUUGAGCGCCUUCGAGGGACGGCUCUUAGGGGCAGUGAACAACCGCCUUCAACUCUGGGAGCUGCAGGGCUCGCAGCUGGUCGAGGUGUGCCGCUACAGUGCUGGUGUCAUCGUGUUAGACCUCCAAACUCUGGGUGAUCUGAUCCUGGUGGGCGACAUCAUGCGCUCAGUCACCCUCAUGCGCUUUCAGGCGCAGGCCAUGGCCUUUGAAACUGUGGCACAUGACGAAACCUCCGCAUGGUCCACCACUGUGGACAUGCUUUCGGAGAACCACUUCUUGUGUGCAGAAGAUGGCGGUAACUUGCUCUCCCUCCGCUGUGGACAGCGGCGCUCCAAUGGGGAGGCGGUGAAUGUCCUGGAGCGAGUUGGAAGAAUCCACACCGGCGAAUUCAUGAAUCGAUUUCAACGAUCCACCUUGCGGCGUUCAAUGUCACGCCCCGGAUCAGCGUUCGAUCCGACAUAUUGCACCAUUUGGGCCAGUGCCUCCGGAGCCUUCGGCUGGGUCUUGCCAGUGGAGCAGCAUCGCUUCUUGCGGCUGCUGAAGCUGCAGGAGUUCAUUGCAAGCGAGCUGAAACCCAUGCUGUCCCAAAAGUGGUGUGAUGCCAGACUCGACUUGCAGGGCGAGCGUGUUGAGCACGAAGGGUUUCUGGACGGCGACCUGCUGAAGCGGUUCCUGAUGAUGCCAGAAGAGAAGCAGCAGGCCUUGGCUGCACGCGCGCGGCGCGAGCGCUUGGAUGGCUUGGAUGACUUAGAUGCAGGAGAUGAUCCGCUGCAGGAGUUGCUGGAGGAUUUAGAGAUGCUCUCCCGCUGAUGCCAGCAGCGGGCAAUGUUUGG
This is a messenger RNA of Cladocopium goreaui, 3571 nucleotides long. NCBI's taxonomy places the organism in Eukaryota, Dinophyceae, Suessiales, Symbiodiniaceae. The record is from the annotation of a GenBank genome assembly.